GCACCGGCGAGGCGCACGAGGCGGUCGUCAACAGAUGGUGCUGGAGUCACUUGUCAAACGCAGAUAGGAUAGGGCAACUGGAGGAACUGCUCUGAACUCUCGGGCGGUCGGUCGGCUUUCCGACAUUUGUAUUCACGACUGGUGCCUCUGGUUGGGCUGAAAUGGACCUGCUUUUUAUAUUAAGCUGAGUGUAAUUAGCGCGAGGAAGGGUUAGUGGCCGAGUACUAGUGUUUGAGCAGCCUUUGGGGGCUCGGCGAGUGCGUCCGCUUCGGCAGCAGAGGCAGAGGGUGUGUGCCUUGGUUCGUUCGGCCCCGAUCGACCGACACUGACGGACGACCGACCACAGGCCUGCCGAGGGAUGCGAAAUCGGCGAUAGUGCCGACCAGCGACGAGCGAGUGCCGAAUAUAAUUGUUUCGUGACCCGUGUUGAACUGAACCGCAGCAAACAUUAACACGAUCAGAAAAAUGGGGUGUGCAUUGAGUGCGGAGGAGAGGGCGGCCCUGGCCCGCAGCAAACAGAUUGAGAAAAACCUCAAAGAGGACGGCAUUCAGGCAGCCAAAGACAUUAAAUUGCUCUUGCUCGGAGCUGGAGAGUCUGGCAAGAGCACAAUAGUCAAACAAAUGAAGAUCAUUCACGAGAGUGGCUUCACCUCGGAAGACUUCAAACAAUACAGGCCGGUGGUUUACUCCAACACCAUCCAGUCUCUGGUGGCUAUUUUGCGUGCCAUGCCAAACCCAAACCUUGCUAUACCAUUUGCAAAUCAUGAGAGAGAGAGUGACGCGAAGAUGGUGUUCGAUGUAAUUCAGCGCAUGGAGGACACAGAGCCUUUCUCGGAAGAGCUCCUGGCAGCAAUGAAGAGGCUGUGGGCGGACGCGGGAGUCCAGGAAUGCUUCGGCCGCUCGAACGAAUACCAACUCAACGACUCAGCCAAAUAUUUCCUGGACGACUUGGACAGACUUGGCGCCAAAGACUACCAACCCACAGAGCAGGACAUUUUGAGAACUCGAGUCAAGACCACGGGUAUCGUCGAAGUCCAUUUCUCCUUCAAGAAUCUAAACUUCAAGCUGUUCGACGUAGGAGGCCAAAGGUCAGAGCGCAAGAAGUGGAUUCACUGUUUCGAAGAUGUCACAGCCAUCAUUUUCUGCGUAGCCAUGUCCGAGUACGACCAAGUUCUCCAUGAGGACGAAACCACGAACCGUAUGCAGGAGAGUUUAAAGCUGUUUGACUCCAUCUGCAAUAAUAAGUGGUUCACUGAUACUUCGAUCAUUCUCUUCCUCAAUAAGAAGGAUUUGUUCGAAGAAAAAAUUCGCAAGUCUCCCCUCACAAUUUGCUUCGCAGAAUACACAGGGGCCCAAGAGUAUGGGGAGGCUGCUGCCUACAUCCAGGCGCAAUUCGAAGCCAAGAACAAGUCAACCACUAAAGAGAUCUACUGCCAUAUGACGUGUGCUACUGAUACCAACAACAUUCAGUUUGUGUUUGAUGCUGUCACUGAUGUCAUCAUAGCCAAUAAUCUACGUGGCUGUGGUCUGUACUAAGACCGUCGUUUUUAAGAGAGCUGAAUGUACACAUCAACCAGUUUAUAACUCGUCGAAGCCUCAAAAUAUCAGGAAGAUUGCGUCAACCGAAAAGUUUGCUUGCCUUGUUCCACGGCCCAAAUUCAUCAUAAAAAAUUCACUCACUGGCUUUAAAAUCCUGGAUUUGGCGCUCACAAAUCGUGCCAAAAUUUUUAGGCUAAAUUAGAACAAUAAUUAAAAAUAUUUACGCGUUACGGAUGCCCACAAGUUUGUGAGUUACAAAAUCAGUGAGUCGCUGACGACUAAAACGAGCAGCAGGCGCCGAGCAGCAAAAUUCGGACAUCGGCGCUCCGUAGAUUUUUGCAAGCAACUUUUUAUCUUCUUGUUUUUUUUAAAAAAGAAAACACACAAACUUUCAUUAGUCGGUAGCAAGUAUAUAUCUUUCGAUUGGAAAAUUUCCUGAAUCUCUCGUAACAGCAGACAGAUCAUGACAAAAUUCACAACUAAACUCUCAUUCAGCAUUUGCUUGGAAUCAUCACGCUGUUUCUCAAAUCUUCCUUCUUGAGUACAAAAUUGCGUAAUUACUCAAAGCUGUGUCUCAUGCUUUGUUAAUUUUUUUUGUUCACUCGCAACAACUCUCUAAGUCUUAUUGGGCACAAUUAUUUAUUAAUAAUGAUCUUAACCGGCGGUCAAGUUGAAUUGGAAUCCUUGUUGCACAAAUCUAUUUAUCUGAAAAUGACGAUGUGAACCCUGCACAAGGUUGUUGCACAAAAACAAGCACAAAGUGACCGUCCGCCGGAGCUUUUUCUCAAACAUUAUGUUCCAGAGGGUGUUAAUUGUUGUUGAUUUGUAUUCAAUGACCUGUAUCUCUCGAUUAUUAACGUGGAAAAGAACCAAAUGAAUGAAUCUGAUUAUCAUGAGAUCUAGUCAGUCACACAUGAUUUCUGAUGUAACGACAUUUUUAACAAAAUUUCUAUUCUGUAACAAACAAUAGAAGCAGGUUUGUAAACUGUACAUUACUCAUCUAGUGCGAACAUUUCACACAGCAAGAAGUAAUAGGGUAAGGAGAGUUUGAAUCCCAAGCAAGAUUAUAAAACAAAGAACAUUGUUCCAAAUCCAAACUAAAAAAAAAAUUAUGGAAGUAACAGAAAAAAUAAGUGUGUUGUGGCUUUUCUCUCCUGAUGGAAUUGUUGAAAUAUUUAUAUUAAUAUUUGGACGAGGUGUGAAGCAACUUAAGAAGAUUUGAGGUGUUUGUGGUGCAAGACGAAGAAAGGAAGAAACAGAACAGUGCUUGACGCGCUUGUGGUGAUAAACACAGAGAUUUUAAUAGGAAUUACUAAGUUCUAUGCCAUUUGUAAUGCAUGCUUCACGUAGACUACGACAUAAACAAAACAAACAAAAAAAUGUACGAAAUGACGCUAAAAGGAAACGAAAUUGCCACUCAUAUCUUCAAGAAAAUUGAUCUACCUGACUAUAAAAAUCUGAUUCACAAACUUGCUUUUGUUCUCCGAAGCAUGUAAAAAAAAAUAUGUAUUUUCUUGUAAUAACCACGUUUUGGGACCUACUUUAGCAUCCAAACACACACUAUUCUCGCCACCUUGCAAAUCUGGACCAGUGUUUUUGCGCAUUGUUUUGUCAGAAAUGCUAUCUACUGUCAGAUAAAAUUGUACAGUUCAUAUUAGGAGAGCUAAUUACAGAGGAAAAAUGGACACUUGGAAAUUAUUCCGAAGAUGAGUGUGGCUUAUAUAGUGUAUGAAAAAAAGUGUAGUUGUUAUACCUCUUGGUUGGUUUUGUUUGUCCUAGACGGAAAGAUGUAAUUGUAAAAAAAAAAAACUCAAAGAA
Molecule: messenger RNA, 3357 nt
Organism: Neocloeon triangulifer
Lineage: Eukaryota; Metazoa; Arthropoda; Insecta; Ephemeroptera; Baetidae
Gene: Galphao
Product: guanine nucleotide-binding protein G(o) subunit alpha
Exons: 9
Coding region: 466-1536 (356 amino acids)
Biological process (GO): adenylate cyclase-modulating G protein-coupled receptor signaling pathway
Cellular component (GO): heterotrimeric G-protein complex
Molecular function (GO): GTP binding; G protein-coupled receptor binding; GTPase activity
Source: RefSeq, a predicted model, not a curated record